AUGGUCAACAUUGUUUGUUAUUGGACGUUCCUAAUUCUGGUGGCCGUUUCAAAGGCCCAGGAUAAUGAGGAAGCUACUGCAGUUGCCACAUCUUCAGGUGAUUUGACUGCGGAUAAGUGUAACACAUCGAGAGCUGGCUGCUGUUCUGAGCUUUAUAUAGGGGAAGAGGACGACCUGGUCAAGUGCUUCGUUAUACACUCACCCAAGUUGCCAGUGGAUGGAGACGCUGACAUGGGCAAGACCCUGAGGUUUCUAUCGUGCUUUGUGGAGUGCCUGUACAAGCAGAAGAAGUACAUCGGCAAGAGUGAUACCAUCAACAUGAAGAUGGUCAAGCUGGAUGCAGAAAAGACUUUUGUGGACCGGCCCAAGGAGAAGGAUUAUCACAUUGCCAUGUUCGACUUCUGUCGCAAGGAUGCAGUCGGGGUCUACAACCUUCUGAAGGCCAGUCCUGGGGCCAAGGUGCUCCUGAAAGGAGCCUGUCGCCCCUACCUAUUGAUGGUAUUCAUGUGCAUCAGCGACUACCAUCAGAAGCACGAGUGUCCCUACUUCCGGUGGGAGGGCACUGCCAAGGAAGGAACUAAGGAUCUGUGCGAAAAUGCUAAAGCCGAAUGCUAUCAAAUAGAUGGAAUUACAUUGCCCACAAAGAGUCCAGCCUAAAAUAACGAAAAUAAAUAACUGAAUUUAAAACUCCAAAAUGUCAUGUAAUAAAAUUAAGCCCAUAAACGCAGUAUGUUUUUUUGUU
Molecule: messenger RNA, 742 nt
Organism: Drosophila simulans
Lineage: Eukaryota; Metazoa; Arthropoda; Insecta; Diptera; Drosophilidae
Gene: Obp58d
Exons: 3
Coding region: 1-657 (218 amino acids)
Source: RefSeq, a predicted model, not a curated record